UUUAAAUUGAUUAAAGGGAUGUGUCUCCAUGACAACCAGCAUAACAACGCAAGCCAAUGAAGAGUGAAGUACUCGCGUGCCUUGUUCUCUAAUAAACCGUACUUUUGUGUGAACUCCGUUUGAAUUAAUAAUUUCGAUUCAGCUGAUAAACUACAAAGAAGGAUUCCUCUACUCUCUGGAAGGAUCAGCUGUAGAAAUCAAAGGCCUAUACUUCGCGGCGAGAGGACGAAGAUCGUUUGUUGACUUGCAGAAGUCAGUAUGUUUAGCCUUGUAGUCGUGGUAGUUGCUCUCCUUGGGAUCAAGAAUGUCAUAGCUGAAUGUUUCGACGGUCCAGAAGCAAAAAGUGAACAUAUAGUUUGUAUUCCCGGCCACUGGGACAUCGCUAAGCUCCACAAUGCUAGGAUCACUGCUACAAGUACUUGUGGAACUCCGCCAGAGACUUACUGCAGACUAAAGCCGAUGAAUGGUUGCUUCAAAUGCAACAGUUCGAAUAGUGACGACAGUCAUCCCGCGAAAUACAUCGUUGAUAAGAGUACGAGCCCGACAAAGUGGUGGCAAUCAGAAACUUGGUGGAAAUGGCACCAAACUCACCCAACAGAAAGCUUACAAGUCAACAUCACUUUGAGCUUUAGUAAGAGUUUCGAUAUGACUGGUCUACUGGCGUUAACCUUCGAGUCACCUCGUCCACUUCAAAUGAUUUUGGAGAAGUCCAGUGAUUGGGGCCGAUCGUGGAUAACUUUACAGUACUAUGCUUCAAAUUGUGAGCAACGUUUCAAUAUGGAAACUACUGAUCCACUAGAAAUGAGAUUAAACGAUUCUAAACCAUUUUGCACUGAAAAAUAUAGCUUGAUCUCGCCCCAGAGAGGUGGGAAAGUGUUCUUCGACUUCAAAACCCGUUAUGACGAAGAGGCAGACUUUUUUCAUCCAUUUAUUCAAGAAUACCUUCACACUACUGACUUGAGAAUUCGUCUAGAGUAUCCCGGUACUAACGGGUUGGAAAAUGGUGGAAAAACAGAGGAUAUUUUAAAUCAGUUCUACUAUGCUAUAUCUGAUCUCAGUAUUAUAGGCCGAUGCAAGUGCUAUGGCCAUGCACGAUACUGUGAUUAUGGUAACAAUUCUAUUUCUAAUACUACGAAAUGCGAGUGCUUGCAUAAUACUGAUGGGUUUGAUUGUGAACGAUGUCUACCUCUUUAUAACAACCGUACUUGGCAGCCCGCUACCUCCAAAUACGAACCAAAUCCUUGUGAAAGAUGUGAAUGUAAUGAUCAUGCAGAUGCAUGUGCAUUCAACAAAGAUCUUGGUUUUGGUGUGUGUGAAGACUGUAAGCACAACACGGCUGGGUAUUUCUGUCAUGAGUGUCAGGACAAGUUCUACCGCAACACUAGUCUACCUUUAAACCAUCCUCUGGUGUGUCCAGCAUGUGACUGUUACAUGGAAGGCAUCAUAAACAAUGGAACUUGUAACCAAACCAAUGGGCAGUGUGAGUGUCGGCAUAAUGUAACUGGACGACAGUGUGACAGAUGCGUUGACACUUACUAUGGAUAUACAAAUGAUCCGCAAGGACAUUGUACAGCAUGUAAAUGUGUGGAGACAGGGACAGUAAAUGGAUCCCUCAACUGUGAACAAGUCACAGGCCAGUGUCAUUGUAAACCUAACAUUGACCAGCGAAUGUGCUCAAGAUGUAAAGAUGGUUAUUAUAAGUUCCCCAAAAAUAUUUCUGAAGAUUGCCUGAGGUGUGAUUGUGACUAUGGUGGUUCGACAUCAGGAUUAUGUAACAAAAUAUAUGGAACUUGUGAAUGCAGGAGAAAUAUCCAGGGUACUCGCUGUACAUUAGUACCUCAAGGGUACUAUACUGGCAGUUUAACCCACUUUAAAAUAGAAGCCGAGCAAUCAGAGGGUACCUACCAGUACACUGCAAACACUGAAGACCUAAACAAGUACUUCACUGGGACAGGUUAUGCCAAGAUCUCCAGCAAACAGUUUGUUAAUUUGAAUUUCAAGAGUAAUACAACAUUUAAGGGAUAUGCUGUUUUAAGGUAUACAUCUGCGGCGGACAGUAUUGGUGACCUGCAGAUGAAGAUAGUGGGUAAAGAUACUGUUGGUUGCGCAGCUUUUACAAGUAGUACUGAAUCAAUCAGAGGUCUUCAAAAGGGUAACGGCACAGCGUGGAGGUCAAAUAGUGUUAUCGAUAUCUGCAAAGGUCAAGAAUAUAGCUUCAAUGUUUCAUUUACUACUGUGAUGGAUUCAUCAAUUCAGCUGGACUCCUUGAUACUGCUUCCUCUGAUAAAUGAAACCAAGAUAUACGAUAUAGCUUCAAAAGAGGGUCACGCUCAUGGAAUUGACGCAAGCACCAUUCAUGGUUGCUGGGUAAAUGCAACAUCCAUAGUUGCUACAAAUCAAAGUCUACCAGUUUGUGAAAAUGUCACAUUCUCUGUAAUGACAGAAGUUCUGGAUGGAGCACUGCCCUGUCAGUGUAACAGUGUCGGGUCAAUACCAAACACCUUCUGUGACAAGCAAGGAGGCCAGUGUCAAUGUAAGCCUGGCGUGACGGGACAAUCAUGUGACCAGUGUAUGCCAGGAUACUACAACUUUACAUCUGAAGGCUGCACAGCUUGCGACUGCAGUUCUCUUGGGUCACAUCAUUUAGUUUGUGAUGCAGUCACUGGUCAGUGCCCCUGUAGACCUGGCGUCAUCACCAGAGCCUGUAGCAGGUGCAACCACACAUACUAUGGCUUUAAUACUGGUAAGGGAUGCGUGGAAUGCAAGUGCAAUGCAAGUGGCUCUGCCGACAUGCAGUGUGAUGGUGAUACAGGAAAGUGUCCUUGUAAGAACAGUACUAGAGGUGACAAAUGCGAUGAGUGUAAUCAUGGCUUUUAUAACUACACGUCAACAGGAUGCCAAUCUUGCAACUGUGAUCAAGCAGGGUCUAGUACUCUACAGUGUCAUCUAGAAACUGGUGAAUGCACCUGCAAGAAGAAUGUAUUGGGCUUCAAAUGUGAUGAGUGCAAACCUAGCACAUACAAUAGAGAUGUGAACAACCCACAUGGCUGUACUCCUUGCUUCUGUUUUGAUAGAUCUGGAAACUGCAGCUCUGCGAAAGGCUUUGUUAAAAGCUUCAUUACAUCUUCUCCAGGUUCAGACGAUGGAUGGGCUCUUGGAGAAAGACAAGGCAUCUCAAAAUUCGAACAAGAUGCACAAAAACUCUCCUUGAGAUUUAGCCCCCCUGCACGACAGUCACUUACCCUUCCAGAAGAUUUCAAGAGAUAUCAUCUCAGAUCUUAUGGUGAACUAAUCACUUUCAAUCUGACUUACACUGGUGCGAGCAGUGUCAAAGCAAACUGGUCUCUCAAUGUUGAAUCAAGAAUAGGAAUAACAAUAAGUUUUCCUCUACAACCUCCUUCUUCUAUUAAUAUUACUUAUUAUUAUGUACGUCUUCAUGAAGCUUAUGCAUCGACCAUGGUCAGUGCAAGGCAAUUACAAAAAGCGUUGUCGGACAUUUUCACAAUGAAGAUCGUUGGGGAAUUUUAUACAAAUGGGAGUUUAACCCUGUCAGAAGCAAAGCUGCAUAUGGCAGUUCAAGGAACAAUAGGAGAGCCUGCUGGAAAUGUUGAAAACUGUACUUGCCAAGAUGAAAAAUUCACAGGACUUUCGUGUGAACUUUGUGGAGAAGGUUACACACGUAUUAGUUCUGCGCCAGCACACAACACAUCCAGAUUUUCAUAUGGCUGUGAACUAUGUAGCUGCACUAACAGAUCCAUAGAAUGUGAUCCAGAAAAUGGCACGUGUAAAAACUGUAGGAUUGGUACUGAGGGAAAUAAGUGUGAACUCUGUGAACCUAAUGUUGACAACAGCACAGACACUGACUGUACUCGGUGUUUCCCAGGGUACUAUGGACUUUAUCUGCAAGGAAAUCCUAGGGGAUGUUCACCUUGUGGCUGCUUGGAGCCCAACACUUUGUACGGGAACCAGACGGUAUGUCAAACUGGUCUUAACGCGUCUACUGAUACUGGACAGUGUGUAUGCAAAGCAGAUAUCACGGGUCGAACGUGCGACCGAUGCCACGAAAAUGCCUACAAUGACAGUAAGGGACAUUGCAUAGAUUGUCCAGAAUGCUACCGGCUGUUGCAAGUAUUUGUGCACGACUUGAGGACAAACAUCACUGGUCUUGUGAAUUCUACGAACCGCGUGAGGAAUGGACGGAUUGGUGACGAAACGUUUGCCAAGAGGCUCGAGACUUCAAAGAACAAUGUCCGACAACUGGUCCUAAAAGCCCAGAACUCUACAGGCGUCGAGAAAGAACUACACGACGAGCUUGUCAAUCUAAAUAAAAGCUUGGACUACAUGGAGAGUGUACUGAAAGGGGAAGUGACGUCAGGGGUGACGUCAGUAGAAGGCGUGGCUACCAAGGCUUCUAAGGAAAGGAACACGACUGAGGAAUUGAUGAAGGUGACACAGACUUUGGUCAUACAAGCUUACAGGCUUCUGAGCUCUAGCAUUUCUAUGAUUACUAACCAAACGAAAGAUACAGAAGGAUAUCUUGCGGGACUAGUUCCCAGGUUUGGUACGUAUGCUAAUGAAGCCUCAACAAUCUCAGCCAAGCAGAAUGAGACUGGGCAAGACAUCUUACGGAAAACUCUGACCGCUGAGGGACUGGUGAGAGACGCUGAUAGCAUCUCCAUAGCAACAGCAUCUGAUCAUCAAGUUAAUAUAGAACUGAUAAGAAGACUUAAGUUAGAAACAGAAGCUGUUAAGGAACUUGGUGUGAGGGUGAAUGAUAGCGCGUAUGCGGUGUUCGCUAACACGUCAGUGGUUCUCUCCAAUGCACAGCGUGCUUUAAGGGAUGUUAAUUCGCUGAAACCGGACAACAGCCUUGCUGUACAGCAGAUCCUAAAUAAUGCCACAAAACUCGUCGAUAAUGCAACCCAAGCGGUACAAGUCGUCAAAGAACUUUACCAGAAUCAUUCUACCUUAAUAUCAAAUGUAGAAAAAGCUGUUCGAGAUACCAAGGUGCUUAUAUCUAGGGUGACUUCCAUGGAUGGAGGAGCAACAGCAAUGCUUGCCGAAGCCCGUAGAGCCGAGGCAGAAGCGCAAGCAGCAGUUGACUUAUCUAAUAAGACCCACGAAGACAUGAAAGAGAUGUUGCAGAUCUUGAAUGAUUUCGAGACAAAAGCAAAUGAAUCGAAGUAUUUAGCGCAGCACGCGCUUGAGAAGUCUAAACAAGCUAAUGAGACAAGUAAUUAUGCUAUAGAAUAUUCCCAGAACAUAAGUGCUUCGAUUCAGGCAGCAUUGGAUAUAGCUACUGAUGGUCUGGAAAUGGCAAGGAAAGUGCAGAACCUAUCAAAGGAAGAAAAUAAGAUCGUCUCAGCUGUGUUUUCUCAAGCCAUUGUUCUCCAAGGUAACGCCGAUUCAAGCACCCAUACUCCAGAAAUACUUAUCUCAAAGAAUACAAGCACAUCAAAUAUUGGUCAAAUCAUCAAACAGCCAAUCAAAUCCUGUGAAGAAAACUAUUCACGAAGUGCGGAUUUUGCCAAGAAGGAAAGUGAGGUAGCUCGUGUUACAUCCGAACAAGCUAGCCAGGGCAUUAACAGUGCUAAAAAUGGCGUGGACAGAAUCUUGUCAGAGAUUCCACACCUUCAGCAAGUAAACGCCACACGACUGUCUGAGCUGCAGGAAGAAAUAAAACGCUUACGUGAAAAUUUCUCACAGAAAAAUGUUCAGCAGUUGAAUGCACAGCUCAAGGUCAAGAAAGACAAACAACAAUCAUUUAUUGACGAUUACAAGACGAAAUUACAAGAACUAAGAACACAAGUGGAAGAAAUGAAGCUGCUCAGAAGCUCGCUUAGUUCUGUCCCUCACCGAGGAUGUACAUAGUUUAAUAUCAUUGCAUAGAAUUAUUACUAUUUUAAGGGAAUCCCUUGACGUUGCUUGGCAACAUCGUGUCGUUGCUUGGUAACUAAAUUAGUUGCUUGGUAACUAAAUUAGUUGCUUGGUAACUAAAUUAGUUGCUUGGUAACUAAAUUAGUUGCUUGGUAACUAAAUUAGUUGCUU
Actinia tenebrosa (Australian red waratah sea anemone) is the source of this 6048-nucleotide messenger RNA. RefSeq lists its product as uncharacterized. The record is from RefSeq and is a predicted model, not a curated record. NCBI's taxonomy places the organism in Eukaryota, Metazoa, Cnidaria, Anthozoa, Actiniaria, Actiniidae. Gene Ontology annotation, biological process: animal organ morphogenesis; tissue development.